Aspergillus aculeatinus CBS 121060 is the source of this 993-nucleotide messenger RNA. RefSeq names its product aldo/keto reductase family protein. NCBI's taxonomy places the organism in Eukaryota, Fungi, Ascomycota, Eurotiomycetes, Eurotiales, Aspergillaceae. Bases 1 to 993 code for a protein of 330 amino acids. Gene Ontology annotation, cellular component: cytoplasm. The record is from RefSeq and is a predicted model, not a curated record. The transcript is spliced from 2 exons.
AUGCCUACACUCGCCGGAAAAGAAAUCAGCCAGAAUGGCCUGGGGUUGAUGCGCCUGAUCUGGCAAUACGGGCCCACCCCGGAUGAACAAGCCUUCAAAGUCCUCAAGACCGCUCUCGCAGCUGGGGCGAAUGUCUGGAACGGCGCCGACUUCUACGGCACCCCGGACAACAACUCCCUGCAUCUGAUGAACCGGUAUUUCACCGCCUAUCCGGAGGACGCUGAGCGGGUCGUCUUCACGGUCAAGUCCGGGCUGGUGUCGAUGAAGACCUUCACCAUGGACUGUUCGCGCGCGGGGCUGCGCAAGUUUGUGGACAACGCCCUGAGGAUCUUGGAUGGGAAGAAGAAGAUCGAUGUCUUUGGCUUGGGGAGAGUGGACCCCAACGUGCCUGUCGAGGAGAGCGUGCGGGCGCUCGCGGAGCUCAGGGAGGAGGGUAAGAUCGGAGGCAUCCAGUUGAGUGAAGUCCGCGCGGACACGAUCCGCCGCGCGGCGAGCGUGACGAAGAUUGAUAUGGUCGAGGCCGAGGUCAGUCUCUGGUCGCGGGAGGUGUUUGAGAACGGGGUGGCGGAGGCAUGCGCGGAGAACGGGAUUGUCCUGGUGGCGCACACGCCUCUGGGUGCUGGGAUGCUGACGGGGACGAUCAAGUCGGUGGACGAUCUGCCGGAAACGCACCACCGCACGGUGCCCCGCUUCCAGCCUGAUAGCAUCGCCCAGAAUCGUCUGCUGGUGGAGGCGUUGGAGGCCGUCGCAGAGACAAAGGGUUGCUCCGUGGCUCAGCUGGCGUUGUCUUGGUUGAAGGCUCAGGGCAGGAAGCCUGGAAUGCCGGUCAUUGUACCGAUUCCGGGUGCGCGCUCCGAGGCACGGGUGCUGGAGAAUGUACAGGAUGUUGAGCUGACCGAGGAUGACCUUGAGGAGAUCGAGGUCAUCCUCAAAAAGUAUCCCGUGGCGGGCGCGAGGUAUCCCCCCGCCGCGGCGAGGUUGAAUGAGUAUUGA